This is a messenger RNA of Mycena citricolor, 2605 nucleotides long. NCBI's taxonomy places the organism in Eukaryota, Fungi, Basidiomycota, Agaricomycetes, Agaricales, Mycenaceae. The record is from the annotation of a GenBank genome assembly.
GAGAAUUUGGGAGGGUUGGGCAGUAGUGGAACUGUCAGGGAUAGAUAGAGGCAGAGACAGAGGUAGGUGUCAUGAGGCAGCGUGGCCCAGUUAGGAUAGUAUCCGGGCAAGGGCUUUAGGGCUUUCGAGAACCAUGAAAGUGGUUUCAAUUUUAUUGAUGUGCAUAGUCUUACCUGGAACAUAGACUGAAACCUAGUAACUUUUAUCUCACCUUGAUCUACCUUAUUGCCUGGAGAUUGAUGGUGUGACGUUAUUGUUCCAGCGAUCACGUGCCUUGUUUAUACACGGUCGUUCCCAAAACGGACCAACCCCCUCCCUCUCUUCCUCUACGACAGUUUCUCAUAUAUUUCCUUAAUCUCGAGGCCUAUAUCAGUGACUGGCAAUGUCUACAAACAUUCAGCGUCGCACCACCGCUCGGUCGACUCGAGCGAAUCCACUCAAAGAUAACGAAAAUGCCAAUGCACGCCCUUCCCGAAUCACCACACGCACCAAGCCACUUUCUAAUACAAGCGCUGCUAUUGCCACCAACGUGAAUGGCGGGUCCUCACGAGUGACAGCCCCCACUGCGGCUUCGAAGGCCAAGUUGGGCCCCAGCGCCCAAGACACCAAAGCUGAUCCUCUCGCCGGCAAGAGGAAGCGCGAGCUCCUUGGCGAGAAUGCUGCUGCGGCGAGAUCGUUGAGGGCCCAGGUUGGAAAAGGGAAAGAAAAGGAGGUUGUCGUCAAGAAGGAGCUGAAGGCCGGCAAAUCCACCACAGUCCGAGUCACUCGCAAACCGUUGCGUACCGUUGCUGGCACUCGUCACAACGCCGGCGAAGUCGAAGACAUCGCCGAUGAUGCCAAGGAAGAGGAACCAAUCGACGCUCCUCAAGACGAUAACGCCAUGCACGUCGAUCUCCCUCCCCAGCCAGUCCUUCCCGUUGGUGCCGUCCGUAAAUCACUCGUCUCGAGGGAGAACACUGCUGUCGCCACUCGUCAGUCAAACACCGCAUCCCGCCGACCUAAACAGUCGUCGCGUGCCGAACCGGAGGCACAAGAACUCGAGGAGGAUGAAGAAGACGAAACUCGUGUCCACAAGCGCCGUCGGACCUCAGACCCACCUGAAGAUGUUCCUGUCGAGGACACCGCCCUGUUGGAGGCCGUUCGAGAGCAAGCUGAAGAAGAAAUUAUUCAGCAGCGCAUUGCGGCUGAAAUGGAAAAGUAUGCCAACGAGGAACCUGAAGCCGACCCGGAGAAUUCUCCAUGGGACGACCUUGACGCUGCCGAUGCGGACGAUCCCGUGAUGGUCAGCGAAUACGUGGUGGACAUCUUCAACUACCUCAAGCAAGUUGAACUACAAACGAUGCCUAACCCGAACUACAUGGCUAGCCAAACUGAGCUCGCUUGGAAGAUGCGUGGUGUUCUCAAUGACUGGCUCAUCCAACUCCACAUCCGAUUCCGGCUAUUGUCGGAGACACUAUUCCUGUGCACCAACAUUAUCGAUCGAUUCCUUUCGGCACGUGUUGUGUCUCUGGCCAAGCUUCAGCUUGUUGGUGUAACCUGCAUGUUCAUCGCGGCCAAAUUUGAGGAAGUCCUCGCUCCAUCUGUAACACAGUUCCUCGAAUGUGCCGAUUCUUCUUACACCGAAGAUGAAAUCAAGCAAGCGGAGCGAUACAUCCUGAAAACUCUGGAUUGGAAUCUCAGCUACCCCAAUCCUGUUCACUACCUCCGGAGAGUCAGCAAAGCGGAUAACUACAAUCUCCAAGCUCGCACUCUGGGCAAGUAUCUGCUGGAGAUCGCCUGCUUAGAAUGGCGCUUGAUCGCCGCUCCACCUUCGUUGCUUGCUGCCGCGGCAAUCUGGUUGGCGAGGUUGACACUGGGCGAAGAGACUUGGACAUCGAACCUGGCUCAUUACUCAUCCUAUCCGGAGAGCGCACUGCUUCCUACCGCCAAUCUCAUGCUGAACUACAUCCUCAAACCGGUCAGACAUGAGGCCUUCUACAACAAGUAUGCUGGCAAGAAGUUCGCCAAGGCUAGUGUUUACAUGCGUAAGUGGGCGGAGGAGCGAUGGGAAGAAGGGACGCUUGUGGACCUUGCUCAAGCCUUGCCUCAACUGCGCAAUGAGAUCCGAGAGGAGCGAAUCUACCAAGAGGUUCGAUUGGAGCAGGAGCAACGUCGACUAGAACGAGAGUCGGGUGACCGAGCAGAGCGCCGACGGAAAAUUAGAGAAUCGGUUACGACGGCGGCAGUGGACUCCCGUUUGCGAUCUACUCACCAGUAAACGCCGAACUGUGAUGACCCACCAACCUAUCACCGUCUAUCCUUCCUCCCAGCAUCCGGCACAUCGUACCCACGAGCUUUCCCAACCCUGCAAUAUGUUUAUUCGCCCACAACAAGACCGCCCCGCACAGUAGUAGUAGCAGACCGACAUCCUAUCCUCCGACUCCUCGCGUGACUCGUUGCACGCUCUAUCGUGCGCGUUUUUUCUCGCUCUCCAUCUCGAUCCCUCCCUCUCUCCCAGAUUCCAUCCACUGCUCUCCUGUGUGUCUGCUCGAUUUGUUUUUUUUUUGCCGUGUUCAUCCUGUACAAUUGUUUUAACAUUGCUUUAUGCGGUGUUCCCUACUAUUUC